GUUCCAUUUUAUCUUGGAGAAUUGACAGAAAAAGUUGCACAAGAUGACAGGAUACAGGUUCUCAAGAUAUCCCAAGACCAGUUGAAGGAGUACAUUUCGAUUUGUGAGGCAUUGGAGCUUGUACCUGAAGAUGAGUUAGAGACAUUUGGGCAAGAAGGUGGUGAUUCUUUUGCAGCUCGCCGGGCAAAAAAGAUUGCUCGGUUUAAACGCCAGAGAGCUGCUGAAGCAAAGCUGCAAGAAAUUAAAGAAAGAAAGGAGAGACGGGGGCGGUCAUUGAGAGCAGCAGCUCUGUCUGCGCCUGUUGAAGCUGGGGAGGAGGAUGCACAGGAUGACGAUGGAGAAGAAGAAAGAGAGGCUUGGCUAACAUCAAUCUCCUUAGCUCUUUGUAAGUCUUUUGAUCUCCUGGACAUGCUAAAGAAAGAAGAGGAGAUGCUUCUUGCUAUAAAAGAAAAACAAUCAAAGGAAGGGGAUGAAGAAUUUACUCGUGAGAUUCUUGAUGAGCGUACAAAAAGAGCUGAAACCUGGCAUCGCAAUGCUGCAAGUCAAGCACCAUUUCUAAAACCUGCGGACCCCAUCACAUGUGCAACUUUUGCUCAGGAUGUUAUCGAAGGGAGAGCAAAUGUUUCACAAGCACAUGAACACAAGCACCAGCCUCUGAUAUUUGGACCUGCAAGUCUUGUGGGUGGAAGAUUAACUAGUGAGAGGGAAAGAUUGGCAGCACAAGUCUUCCAACCUGGUUACAGGUUACCCACUAUGAGUAUAGAAGAAGCUGGGUUACGUGAAAUGGAGAUGAUGAAGAAAUGGCAAGAAAGGAAUGCCAAGCUCAUGGAGGAAGCAAACUCUUCGUGGCACAGGGAUGGUACCAGGCGAGCAACUGAGGAUGAGGAUGCUGAGGUUGAGAAAGCAAGAGCGUGGGAUGAUUGGAAAGAUGACCAUCCUCGUGGGGCAGGCAAUAAGAAACUCACCCCUUGUGGGUAAAUUUGGUAGCUACACAUCUUUGUAUUUUUUUUAAUAAAAAUUUUACCGUGAGCCCAUGGUUGUCUAGAAGAAUUAGAGCUAUGUAAUACUUUUUCCCCCGUUUGUGUUUUAUUGCAUGUCAAAUUUGUCAGCAGAGGACAUUCGUUGUGUAUUACUUGUAUUAUGCUCUCUCUAUCUCAGAUUCUAUCAGCCCAAAAUGUUACUGCUCAGAAGGUUUUAUCAUUAA
Molecule: messenger RNA, 1204 nt
Organism: Elaeis guineensis (African oil palm)
Lineage: Eukaryota; Viridiplantae; Streptophyta; Magnoliopsida; Arecales; Arecaceae
Source: RefSeq, a predicted model, not a curated record